This is a messenger RNA of Phycomyces blakesleeanus NRRL 1555(-), 615 nucleotides long. RefSeq lists its product as hypothetical. Bases 1 to 615 code for a protein of 204 amino acids. The transcript has 6 exons. Lineage: Eukaryota; Fungi; Mucoromycota; Mucoromycetes; Mucorales; Phycomycetaceae. The record is from RefSeq and is a predicted model, not a curated record.
AUGCUCAGCUCUACAUCAAAGGUCGCAGUCCAUGCCGAGAAUCAAGGUUGCACUUCAAAAAAUAGGGUUAAGCUGUUUGAAGCAGUCUUUUUACAGUUCAAUUCAACGGUCAAGGUUCAAAUCUCCAUCAAGAAUCUAAUAUACAGCCCCUUUUUAGUAUUUACUUACUGCCAAUUGUGUUUCUUUAGUCUACUCGCAGAAAAGCUCGGUAGUAUUUUUACAAUUGAGCCCAACACUGAAGACUCUAUAGUCCAUAAAGGGUUACAGUCCAAAUCAAUGUUCAAAGUUCAAAGUUCAAAGUUCAAAGAAACUUUUUUAUCUGAGCUACAUGUUGUAUCCACUAUCAAGGCCAGGAAUCCAGGUUCUACUUUACAGCAUGGAUUAAAGAUACAUAAGCUCCUAGGAUAUGUGUGUAUCAACAAUGACACUUAUCCUGUGUUUUCACGACCAAAGUCAGCGAUUAACGUUCUUCUUUACAUAAUCGGUAACAGAUAUUCAAAAUUUUACGAGCUUCUAUUUACUGUUUAUAGUAGCUUCCUACUGUUUAAAACAUAUAACGUCAAAAGUCAAGGUUCUGCUAUCAAUCCAAGUUUUCGGACGUAUAAGCCUAUUUAA